AACGGACAGUUUACUUCGGGCCGCGAACCGAGGUACCGUACGGUCCACUCUUAUUGAAUAUGUGUACCGCAUAUUACACGGUCGAAUCGAUUUCUAGCGAAAAACAAAUCUCAUUAUAGGCUGGGGGUAAAAGUAACGGACCAGACAUGAGCUACAACGAUUUGUGGAUCAGGGAUUUGGGUGCACGUUACGGGGUCGCGCUUCUCGCUAUCCUCGCGAUCGUAUUUUGGAUGGCGUCACGAUGGCCAAAGAUGCGCGAGUCCUGGUAUCGCGAUUACCUGAUCGGUUUCGAGGUAGAAUGUUCGGACCUUGCAGCUUUCCACAAACGACGUCUCUUCGAGCCUCUGCACUGCCUGAUUUCCGCCGACGAAACCCUCCGGGAUGUCGGACGGAUCCGUAUCCUUGAGAUCGGAGUCAAGACAGGAGAAAACAUAGCGUUUUAUCCCGAUGACUGCCACUUGGUGGGGGUGGAUUUGAACAAGAGAUUAGCCGACCACCUCUUCCACGAUGAGAACGCCUGGCGUUUCCGACACAUAUUCGUAGAACAGACGAUCGUUGGAGAUGGAAGUCGUCUGGGACAAACCAUACCCUCGGGGAGUGUCGACGCGGUUGUCACAACCAGGACUUUGUGCUCCGUAGAAUCACCCGCGGCUGUUCUUCGUGAAAUUCGACGGGUUCUCGUACAGGGGGGGACGUAUUUUUUUAUGGAACACACGCCUGACCCCAGACAGGGAACCCUGAUUCGCUGGCUACAGAUGUUCUGGUCUCGGUCUGGAAUCUGGCCAUCGCUUUACGGCGGGUGUAGACCGGAUUUUGAUCCAAUUCCGAGCAUUGAAAUGGCCGGCUUCGAGCAAGUUACCUGGCGAAGAGCGGCCCUGCAUGGUGAUACCUCUCGACCCCAUCAUUUGGCGCUUACCCGACAUCAUAUUAUCGGCACGGCGAUCCGAUAAGCGAUCAUAAUAACUAGUUAAUAGCUGACUUCCCAAUCAGGAUCUUAUACGAUAAAUCAAUGCGAUUAACUUCUUAUAACCGAAUUGGAUUUUUUUUUUUCGUUAAUAUUCGUGCCAUUUAUUAUUCUCCAUAUAUUCAGUACGAAAACCAAAUGAUCACCUGCACAAGAAUUUUUUGACGGGGAGAAUAUUUUUAAGGGAAUAGAAAAAAUGCGGAGAAAAUGUGAGUAAUUUCCAACUUGAACUGAUUUUAUUCGUAAACUUUGAUCACUUUGGAUCUCCGACACUAGAGAGCAAUUUCUGUAUAAUACCAAAUUGAUAUUAUUUCUUAUGAUAAUUAUAAAUUAAUGCGACUUUGACUACGAUUAAUGAAUAGAAUUAACAAUACCUAUAGAUAAUUUUACUAUGCACUUUACCCGAAGUGAAUUAGAAUUGUUCUCUAUACAAUGCAGGUGAUGAGACCCGAAAUUUACUAUAAUUAACGUGUAGCGACUUAAUUGCCCUACCGCGAAUUAUAUAAAUCUCAACAAUAAAAAGGUAUUACAUA
This is a messenger RNA of Athalia rosae (coleseed sawfly), 1497 nucleotides long. RefSeq names its product putative methyltransferase-like protein 7A. Gene Ontology annotation, molecular function: S-adenosylmethionine-dependent methyltransferase activity. The record is from RefSeq and is a predicted model, not a curated record. The transcript is spliced from 3 exons. Lineage: Eukaryota; Metazoa; Arthropoda; Insecta; Hymenoptera; Athaliidae. Bases 147 to 950 code for a protein of 267 amino acids.